Messenger RNA from Varanus komodoensis (Komodo dragon), 696 nucleotides. RefSeq names its product transmembrane inner ear (gene TMIE). Bases 1 to 696 code for a protein of 231 amino acids. The transcript is spliced from 4 exons. The record is from RefSeq and is a predicted model, not a curated record. NCBI's taxonomy places the organism in Eukaryota, Metazoa, Chordata, Lepidosauria, Squamata, Varanidae.
AUGGCGCGGAACCCGCACGCCUGGCACCCCUUUGGCCAGCUCGGCGGGCCGCCUUCCCUGCUGCUCUGCUACUCCCGGACUGCCUGGGGCCAGAUGGUCGAGGCCACCACGGAACCGCCCAAAAAGAAGCCGGACCCCGUCACGUCGGAGACUGUGGUCAUCUGGGGUUUGCGUCUCUGGCAGGUGGUCGGGAUCUUUGCCAUUUUCGUCCUGAGCAUUAUCAUCACCUUGUGCUGCAUCUUCAAGUGCCGCAUCCCCAGGACCAAGAAGGAGAUCGAGGCCCGCUACGCCAAGCGCCAGGCCGCCAAGACGUACGCGGACAAGCUGGACACGGUGCCCCCGCUCAACGAGCUGACGGAGAUCCCAGGAGCUCAAGCCCCAGAAGAGAAGAAGGAAGAGGUGCCCACAGUGUCCAAGAAGGUGGAUGCCCAGAAGAAGAAAGAGGGCCCCAAGGACUCCAAGAAGAAGAAGGAGGGGGGGAAACCAGGCAAGGAGGGCUCCCAGAAGGAAGGCAAGGAGGGCAACAAGAAGAAGCAAAGCGAGACCACGAAAGGGGCUGAGACGCAGCCCGAAGGGAAGAAAAAGGGGCCAGAGGGAAGUGGCGGCAAGGAGAAGCCCAAGGGCAGCCCCACGGCGGGCGGGAAAGGCGGUGGGAACCCCAAGCCUCCCGCCAAGAAGCCCCCGCAGAAGAAGUGA